Molecule: messenger RNA, 1242 nt
Organism: Drosophila innubila
Lineage: Eukaryota; Metazoa; Arthropoda; Insecta; Diptera; Drosophilidae
Product: probable 3-hydroxyisobutyrate dehydrogenase, mitochondrial
Exons: 2
Coding region: 114-1082 (322 amino acids)
Biological process (GO): L-valine catabolic process
Cellular component (GO): mitochondrion
Molecular function (GO): NADP binding; NAD binding; 3-hydroxyisobutyrate dehydrogenase activity
Source: RefSeq, a predicted model, not a curated record
ACGUGACACUUGAUGUCGUCUGUUGGGCAGACGGCGAUCUCAGUGUGCUUUUGGCAGUGUACCGAUCGUGUAGAACCUUCAGCCGUUGUCAGUCUCAUUUCGCCGCAGUUAUCAUGUCGCUUCGCAUUGUAUCGCAGUCCUUGGUGAACGCCUGGAGCCAGACUCUAGUGCGUGGCAUGUCCACACAGGGCGGUUCCAAGAACAUUGGCUUCGUCGGUCUGGGCAACAUGGGCGGCCAUAUGGCCAGCAAUCUGAUCAAGGCGGGCCACAAGUUGCAUGUGUUCGAUAUCUCGAAACCCGCCUGCGACAAUCUGAAGGCCAAGGGCGCCACUGUCUAUGCGAAGACCUCGGAGCUGGCCAAGAACUCGGACUUUGUCAUCACCAUGCUGCCGAACAAUGACAUCGUGGAUGCUUCGUACGAGGAGAUGACCGCCGAUGGCGUCAAUAAGAACACCUUUUUCAUUGACUCCUCCACCAUCGAUCCCACGCUGGUGAAGUCGCUGCAGAAGCGCAUCAGCGCCAAGGGAGCCCGCUUCAUUGAUGCUCCCGUCUCUGGUGGCGUUCCCGGUGCCGAGCAGGCCACACUGACCUUCAUGGUCGGCGGCACGGAGGCGGAGUACAACACGGUGAAGGCUGUGCUCGAGUGCAUGGGCAAGCGCAUCACCCACUGUGGUGACUAUGGCAUGGGCCAGGCUGCCAAAUUGGCCAACAACAUGAUGCUCGCCAUUUCGAUGAUUGGUGUCUCCGAGGCCAUGAAUCUGGCCAUGCGUCUGGGCCUGAAUCCCAACACAUUUGCUGAGAUUAUCAACUCCUCCACCGGUCGCUGCUGGGCCUCCGAGCUGUACAAUCCUGUGCCCGGCGUCACCCCCACCGCUCCAGCCAACAACUCAUACAAGGGAGGCUUCUCCACCGAUCUGAUCACCAAGGAUUUGGGUCUCGCCUCGGGCGUCGCCACGUCCUCCAACACACCCAUUCCCAUGGGCGCACUGGCUCACCAAAUCUAUCGCACACUCAAGUCCCAGGGCCUGGGCAACAAGGACUUCUCCGUCGUCUACGACUUCAUGAAGAACGAAAAGAACUAAACCAGUUUAUGGUUAUGGUUAUGCUAUCCACCAGUUUUGCAUUUAUAGAUCCCAUUGAAUCCGGCAUUGCAAUGGACUCUCGAUUCUAGGGUAUCCCAUGUUAUGAUUUUGAUUUACAUUUUUCUAUGCAUACAUAUAUUAAAGAUGUAUUUGUAUUAUC